CUAUAGACAAUGUCUUCGGCAUUGGACUUACUGGAGAUGCGUCUGAAGACACUCGAGGAUCGGCUAUUGAGUCAACGAAACAAUGGCCAACAACAACAGUGUCUUACGGAUCAAUUGCUACAAAUCGAUGGCAAACUCAAAGAGCUAACCGCUGGCAAAGACAGGUUUAACAAUUGCUAUAAAAAAUGUCGCCAAUUGGACAAGUAUUUGGACACGGAAUACAUUGAUCGAUUGACGGCAACUGAUUCAUCAAAACUGGAACAAAUUGUCAACUUUGAAGACCAGAUCAAAGAAGAAUCAACAGGUUUGGAACGAGUGGAUCAAUUGUCUUCAGUUAUCGAUUUGCCACAUCUACGCGAUUUCGAUAAGUUUGACAAUAAACUCAAUGGUAUUCGUCUGAUUGGUUUAAGUCAGAGCCAGGAGUCGGCAAAGAUUGGCGAAAAAAGUAGACAAUUGCUUCUGACGUACAAUGAAUGGCUCGAUAAUAUCAAACAACAACUUCAGUACUGGGAUCAAGUGAUCACCGAUCUGGAGGUCAAACACAAGAGUCGUAAUAAUACUAAGCGAUCGUAA
Oppia nitens is the source of this 573-nucleotide messenger RNA. RefSeq names its product dynactin subunit 3-like (gene DCTN3-p24). Gene Ontology annotation, biological process: cytoskeleton-dependent cytokinesis. Bases 10 to 573 code for a protein of 187 amino acids. The transcript has a single exon. The record is from RefSeq and is a predicted model, not a curated record. Gene Ontology annotation, cellular component: dynactin complex. NCBI's taxonomy places the organism in Eukaryota, Metazoa, Arthropoda, Arachnida, Sarcoptiformes, Oppiidae.